Diospyros lotus (date-plum) is the source of this 1082-nucleotide messenger RNA. Its product is annotated as exosome complex component RRP41-like. The transcript is spliced from 7 exons. Bases 133 to 909 code for a protein of 258 amino acids. NCBI's taxonomy places the organism in Eukaryota, Viridiplantae, Streptophyta, Magnoliopsida, Ericales, Ebenaceae. Gene Ontology annotation, cellular component: nucleolus; cytoplasmic exosome (RNase complex); nuclear exosome (RNase complex). Gene Ontology annotation, biological process: poly(A)-dependent snoRNA 3'-end processing; nuclear mRNA surveillance; U4 snRNA 3'-end processing. The record is from RefSeq and is a predicted model, not a curated record.
CAGCUGGCACAUGAAGUGCGGAAGAGAGACCGAGGGAGAGGAAGCCAGGCAAAAGAGAGAAGUGUGUUCGCACUCUGCUCAAGCGUUCAGGAAGAAGUUCUUUCUACAUAUACAGAGUGAAGAUAGAGAGUGAUGGCCGUAAAAUCUGGAGCAACUCCGGGGACGUACUCGCCGUCGCCGUCGACGACGGAGGCGGAGAAGAAGAAGAGGAGAGCGGCUAUUUUCAGUGAAGUCGAUUGGAUUCGCUCCGACGGCCGCGGCUUCCACCAGUGCCGCCCUGCCUUUUUAAGGACUGGUGCAGUGAAUGCCGCAUCUGGGUCUGCUUAUGCUGAGUUUGGAAAUACCAAGGUUAUUGUGUCUGUAUUUGGUCCAAGGGAAAGUAAAAAGGCAAUGAUGUACAGCGAUAUAGGUCGGCUAAAUUGUAAUGUCAGUUACACAACUUUUGCCACUCCAGUUCGUGGACAGGGAUCAGACCACAAGGAGUUUUCAUCAAUGCUUCAUAAAGCUUUGGAAGGUGCUAUAAUACUGGAGUCUUUUCCUAAGACAACUGUGGAUGUGUUUGCAUUGGUGCUGGAAUCUAGUGGCAGUGAUCUUCCUGUGGUGAUAUCAUGUGCUAGUCUUGCUCUAGCAGAUGCUGGGAUUAUGAUGUAUGACUUGGUUGCUGCUGUUUCUGUGUCUUGCCUUGGGAAGAAUCUUGUUAUCGAUCCCGUUUUAGAAGAGGAAAGUUACCAAGAUGGAAGCCUAAUGAUUACUUGCAUGCCUUCUCGGAACGAGGUCACUCAGCUGACUGUCACCGGAGAAUGGUCUACCCCAAAGAUACAUGAGGCAGUGGAGCUGUGUCUCGAUGCUUGCUCUAAGCUCGGGAAGAUCAUGAGAUCUUGCUUGAAAGAAGCUGCUUCUGGUGAAUAAGAAUAGAACGAGUCCCCCUUAUUUUUCUCUUCUAUGGUACAGAUAUAUAGAUAGGUAUUUAUCAUGUGCCAUCAAACCAUGCCUAUAAACUAUGCAUUUUUAUUGGCAUGAUUUGGCCUGAGCCUGAAUUUUGCUUCUUGUAUUCCAUGCAUGUUUAUCGUUUAGUCCCUGCA